AUGGCCUCACUGGCAGAUACCGUGCACUCGCUAAAGUCCGCGCGCGACAUCCUGCUACGGGACCAUACGCUGUAUCCUCAAGUAGUCCCGGGCAUCAUCCAAGUCAUUGCGCCCGCUGCCCACGUCGAGCUGCGACGAUGGGGCGCCGACUUUCUCGCGGAGACGUUUGCAUCGCAGGUGGUGACGCGGGAUGAAAAGCAGCAGAUGUCACUGGCUGUGCUCGACACAAUCAAGGGCUACUUGAGCAGGAAGGAGACGAUGGGCGAGGACGAGGACAGGAAUGUUGUGAAAAGCGCUGUGCAAUGCGCUGCGAGCAUUUACGAGUUUGUCUUUCGACAUACCGCGACCACGCCUGCAGAUAGUGAGACGUGGGCGAAGAUUGCCGGCAUCAAGAGUAGCAUCUUGCGCAGAAUGGACACGACCGGGCCUGGUGUGAGGAUGUGCUGCAUCAAGUUCGUGGCGUGUGUGGUACAAACGCAGACUCCAGGCUUGAUUGCAGAUCCCAGGAGGCCAGAGUACGAGAUCAGUCUGGCCUUGGUGCCGCGGGACCAUCCCAUCGUCCCGCCUGCGAAUCUAGAGGCUGAGGCUUCUGGAUUGCUGGAUAGAUUGUUGGGCGUGCUUCAAGACAACAUGACCGACCCUCUGAUUGUGACGGCCACUCUGAACGCUCUUGCGACCCUUGUGCAGAAGCGUGCGAGCGUCUCGAGCAAAAUUCUCGCUACUGUUCUACAAUUCAAUCCGCUCAAACUCGCGGGCAGGCCAAUGAGUGGCCAGGAGAAGAUUGCCAUUCGCAGUAUGACAAGGACCACCAUGUCCUUCCUGCUCAACUGCCUGAAGAGGAAUCCCAAUAGCACAUUCGCUUUGAGACUGCAGCAACAGGUGGAGCGUUUAAAGCACCACUUGACAGAGGCGUUGUCGAUACAACACCUCAAGCGCCCCGCGCCCAACGAGCCCAUCGAUGGUCUCGACGACGCAAAGCGACAACGUCUGGACAAUGCUGUCACCAACGGUGCUACACAAUUGCAAAGGCCGCCUCCACCACCACAACAACCACAGCCUCCCAGCUACCCACCAUUACCACCAGGGCCUGUUUCCAUCGCUCAAUUAUGGACGCUCACAGCAGAUGCCCGAGCAAACACGUUUCAUGCCGAGCGCUUACCCGCACAGGCCGUCACCCAACUCGUCCCAGCUAUCUUCCAAUCCUUCUCCCAAGACAAACUGAACGACGCGAUCAACGUAGUCCGAGCACGGUGGUUGAGCGUCAGUCGCCAAGCUCCUGCAUCUGCGCUGGCGGUCGCUGCAGAUGUAGUGGGAACAGUAGACGAUGACGACGACUACGACCCGACGCUUUCUCUGGGCGACGCAACGGAUCAAGUCCUAGACAGACUGGAUCAAGCACCUCCACAGGAGAUCACCACUUCAGUCGCGGUGGGAUCUUUCAACCKGCCGGCACCUCCAACGCUCAACGAACAGGCUCGAGACGAGUACAGCAAAACAGCACUCACGCGGGUGUUUGGAACACUGGCAGAACUGGACAAGGAUACAAAGACGAAGGGCAAGCAGUCAAAUGAGCACGGCUUCAAUAGAUUAGUUGCUGCGAAUCCCACAGGACAUGACCGAGAAGGCUGGAUCACGCUCGUGACAAGACUUGCGACGCGGGCAAGUUUCGAUCUUGAAGGAAGUGCCAUCAAGACCGAGGGCGAGACGAGGACAGUGAACAAGAAAGGCUCAGCAUUCAACCUCUCGGAUGGAAUUCGGGAGACGCUGUUGAACUAUGUCAUGGAGAGCUUCCGAACCCGUAUCGAGGUGGCCAUCAUAUGGCUAAACGAGGAGUGGUAUUCAGAUUGCUUGCUGCUCAAACAGCGACAGCAGGAUGGAGCCGCCGAGGAAGGGGAUGGGGAUUUGCCGAAUUAUUGGCCCUGGUUACUGAGGCUGUUCGACAACAUUCUCCCGUACCUUGAUGUGAAGGAUGGCAAGAUCAUCAUUCGGGUUCUGAGUGAGAUUCCGGCGGUGAAUGUCAGCGUGUUAGACCGGGUGAGAAAGAUUGCGGAGGAUCCAGAGCGGGUCGCCAUCAGCUGCAAUGYGCUGCUUUACUUGGUCAUGUUUAGGCCCCCCGUGAGGGAGCUGGUGUUGGAUUGCGUGCAAAAGUUGUGGAGGGAAAAUGCGGACGCCAAAAGCGCGGCGGGAAAGAUAUUGGGGAAGUACAGGCCUGAUGUCUUGAAGGAAGAUGCUGCGAAAAAGGAGGAGGCUUAG
Ramularia collo-cygni is the source of this 2253-nucleotide messenger RNA. RefSeq names its product related to pre-tRNA processing protein / PF I subunit. Gene Ontology annotation, cellular component: mRNA cleavage and polyadenylation specificity factor complex. NCBI's taxonomy places the organism in Eukaryota, Fungi, Ascomycota, Dothideomycetes, Mycosphaerellales, Mycosphaerellaceae. The record is from RefSeq and is a predicted model, not a curated record. The transcript has a single exon. The coding region runs from base 1 to 2253 and encodes 750 amino acids.